Messenger RNA from Cydia strobilella, 1568 nucleotides. RefSeq lists its product as uncharacterized. Bases 195 to 1088 code for a protein of 297 amino acids. NCBI's taxonomy places the organism in Eukaryota, Metazoa, Arthropoda, Insecta, Lepidoptera, Tortricidae. The record is from RefSeq and is a predicted model, not a curated record. The transcript is spliced from 6 exons.
AAACUAAAAUCGUAACUAAAACAAAUGAAUGAAACUGAAACUAAAAAUAAAUUUAAUUACAGCAAAUUAAAUUACAGUGUUUUCUCUAAGGCUAUUUUUUUAAAUUCGUUAUGAACGAGAUUUGCGUUAUAUUGUAGGUAGUAAUUUCAUCGGUAUUGUGUUAUUAUUUGUGUUGGUAAUUAUAACAUCGUACGAUGAGUCGAGUAAACCAGGCUCAAAUGAAGAAAUUACUUGAUCUUCUGAGCGAAGAUGGGGUUUUAGUGAACGGGAAGGUUUCUUACUCUAACACCAAUAAGCAAAAUUUCUGGAAACAAAUUGCUAUGCAGUUAAACUCCGUGGAUGGAGGGGUUUACAAAAAUACCUGGAAAUGGUGUAAGAUGUGGGCUGAUUGGAAAAACAAAACAAAAAAGAAAGCAAAUAUUCUGCUGCAGAAGAAACACUAUAACUACAGCCAGCAGGUCGCUCCACUCAAUAAUCUAGAGUUAAGGCUACUAAAGAUGAUCAACUACCCUCUGGAUGAUAAGACAAAUGUACCAGAUCUGGAAAUGGUCAACAAAGUAGAGAUACCAGAACCUACUCCAGACGAAAUAACAGGUUUUCUGACAGAAGGCUAUGACACUCCUUUGAGUCCUGAUCGUAACAUGUCCUCGGAUGAAGAAGACGAUACAGUGUUAGGCAACAUUGCUAGGAGCAAGAACACAUUUUGUAAUGUUGAUAAUAUACUAAAAGAUGGUGACAGCAAAUCUGAAUUUGAUGGAGAGUUUUUAAAUGCUGAAAAGAAAGUAAAAAUUAAAGGAAAAAAAUACAAGAAAUUAAAAACAUCCUUAGAAGAAUUUAAACUAAAAUCAACAUUAGCUUUAGAGAAAGAGAAAGUUCAACAGAAGACUGAAGAAUUAAGACUGAGGGCAUUAGAGCUAAAACUUAAAGGAGAAGAGUUGAGGCUGCAGGAAAUUGAGAUGAAGAAAAUAAAUUAUUUGACCAAUAUUGAAGAGGAGAAACUAAAAUGCUUUAAAGAUAUUUCUGCUUCAUUAAAAGAGUUGUUAGACCGCACAAGAAAUGGAAAUGUUAGGUUCCAUAAUGUCUUGUAACAUACAGUUUAUUCUAAUUAAAAUACUUUUAAUGAACUAAAAUACUAUAGUUGGUCAAAACAAAUUGUCAGUAAAUAAUAACAAAAAAAAACUAUACUCAUCGUUUUCUUUUGGGUGCUAGUACUAGUGUAAGACGAAGAUAGUAUGUUUCUCUCUGUCUAUGUUUGAAAUGAGACAGUCCUUUGACAAACUAUAGUACCUACUUAGGCAUAAUCUGUGGACUACAGGAACCGCCCAUAUUAAGAGUUUGUUACACCUCUCUGAAUUCAGUAACUGACAAGAGGGACGCCGCAAUACGUGAGACACGUUAGGAGAUAUCUCUUAUCGUGUCUUUACGUAUUGCGGUGUCCCUAUCUUGUCAGUUACUAAAUUCAGGAAGGUGUAACAAGUUCGUUAGAACUGACUAGGUAUAUAUAUAUAUAUAUAUAUAUAUACAUCAUUUAUCUGUGGUAGGUACAACCUAUUUUACAUGUAAAGAUU